UCACGAGUUUCCCACUUUGAACAGACCAAACAUUAUGUAUUGAAAAAGAAGAAAUAGAUCAACCCUUGUGAUUCACGAGAUAACGCAAACCAUUGUCUCUCAUCUCUACAAAUAAAAAAAUCUCUCUUUCUCUUCUACGUGUCUACAAAUCUUUACACCUUUGCCUCUCUCUCUUUUCGUUCGUUGUUGGUUAUCAAAGGAAGACAAAUGGGUUGCUCUAGUUCAACAGCCAAGGCAGAAGGGAGAAAGGAAAAGAUUAGAAGGCCAAAAUCAUGGAAACAUCCUCAGCCAAUAUCAAGAGCUGAGCUCACACAGAUGCGAGAGGAGUUUUGGGACACAGCUCCUCACUAUGGAGGCAAAAAAGAGAUAUGGGAUGCGUUAAGAGCUGCAGCAGAAGAAGAGGACUUAUCUCUUGCGCAAACCAUAAUCGAGAGUGCUGGUGUGAUUGUCCACAACGCUGACCUCACCAUUUGUUACGAUGAGAAAGGUUCCAAAUAUGAAUUGCCUAAAUAUGUUUUAAGGGAUCCUUCAAACUUGAUCAGAACCAAAUAAAGUAAGAAGAAGUAGGAGACAAGCUCGUUUGUGUAUGUUUGUUUGUCGUCCAGGGAAUCAUGAAUCAUGUGUUUUGACUUACUUAUAUGGUUAUCUUUGCUUGGAUUUGUCAUGCGAGACUAUGCGUAUGUGAGGAUUGACAUGAUGAUAUUUACAAACUUCCAUAGAAUUCGUCAUAGUUUUUUUUUUUAACAUAAAGAAGCAGCUUUGAUUAAUAAAUAGUACGAGUCUCUUUACCUAA
Brassica napus (rape) is the source of this 793-nucleotide messenger RNA. Its product is annotated as ubiquitin domain-containing protein 2-like. Lineage: Eukaryota; Viridiplantae; Streptophyta; Magnoliopsida; Brassicales; Brassicaceae. The record is from RefSeq and is a predicted model, not a curated record. The coding region runs from base 208 to 552 and encodes 114 amino acids. The transcript has 4 exons.